Sphaeramia orbicularis (orbiculate cardinalfish) is the source of this 1264-nucleotide messenger RNA. It is a transcript of the gene commd4, whose product is annotated as COMM domain containing 4. The transcript has 9 exons. Lineage: Eukaryota; Metazoa; Chordata; Actinopteri; Kurtiformes; Apogonidae. The record is from RefSeq and is a predicted model, not a curated record. The coding region runs from base 478 to 1077 and encodes 199 amino acids.
UACAGAUUUGACAUGACUGAAAUGAAGCUCAUUUUUUCCGCAAAAGGUUUAAUCGUGCGUAAUUUCGCGCAAGAUAUAUUUGAAUAACAAUGCGAUCAAUGUGUGGUGGAGUUUCUAUGGUUUAAAAGACGGAAAUCACCUGCCAGGUCGGUAGCUCACCUGUUUAAUCCUGCUUUAGAAGGGGAUAACAGCUGAAAUAAACGUGGCGAGACGUCGUGCGCAGCCAAGUUUCCUCACGCGCUGGCCUUACAGACUGACACAGCUCCACAAACAGGCAACGCAACAUCGUCUGCAGCAACCGAUUUUUGAUCUGAGAAGGACGUAAACUCUGGUCUCUUUCCAAUUUACCUCCUGGAAGUUCACAGACCGUUUCAUGUGUUUGAAGCUCCGCCUCCUCCUCUCCCUUCAGCCAAUCAGAUGUGAGGACGAUACAGUUCUUCCUGUUUGCUCUUCCUGCAGCUCAGCUGACUGACAGCGAUGCGGUUCCGUUUUUGCGGUGAUUUGGACUGCCCGGAUUGGGUACUUGCAGAAAUUAGCACGUUAGCAAAAAUGUCCAGCGUUAAGAUGAAACUCCUUUGUGCCCAAGUGCUCAAGGAUUUACUUGGAGAGGGAAUUGAUUAUGACAAGGUUGCAAAGCUUACUGCAGAUGCAAAGUUUGAAAGUGGAGAUAUUAAAGCCAGUGUAGCAGUGCUCAGCUUCAUCUUCUCCAGUGCAGCAAAGCAUGAUGUUGACAGUGAAUCUCUGUCCAGUGAGCUGCAGCAGCUUGGUCUACCUAAGGAGCACACAACAGGACUGUGUAAAUCAUAUGAAGAUAAACUUUCUGCACUGCAAGACAGACUAAGACAGACAAGUCUGAGAUUGGGACGUCUGGAGGCUGUUUCUUGGCGUGUUGACUACACUUUGAGCUCCAGUGAGUUGAGAGAGGUGAAUGAACCAACAAUUCAGCUGAAACUGCAGGUGCAGGGCGCCGAGUCAGGCUCCACAGAGACAACUGUUGUGUCUGUUUCUGCUGACAAAUUCAGAGUCAUGCUUUCAGAGCUCAAACAAGCACAAACUAUGAUGAAUGCACUUCAAUGAAGAAAGGACCUUUUCUGACCCUGAGGAUUGAUCAAAAAGUGGACACAAAUGCCAAAAGUGCCAUAUUUAAAUCCAUAAGACAUUUUGUAUAAUUCUGUCAUCUGAAUGUUGUAGCUCAUCAUUAGUCCAUUCAUUUGAUUGUUGUGUAGUUGUAUUUUUCUAAAACCUUAGAAAUAAUUGUUGGAAA